CGCCCUCGAAGCGCAGGCGUUUGACGUCACUGAAAGCGCCAGAAUGAGCGGUGAGAGGCGUCGCGUUGUGACGUGUGUUAGCCAUGGAGGCGCUAGCUGGUGUCUCCAAGCAAGGCAUCCGUGAACGAAUCUGGGACUAUAUGGAAUCGCAUGAUUUAGCUGACUUUCCCCGACCUGUUCAUCACAGGAUUCCCAACUUUAAGGGUGCUUCUCGGGCUGCGGAGCAUUUCCCACACCUGCAUGCUUUCAGUGUGGCAAGAACCAUUAAAGUCAACCCUGAUGCUCCUCAGAGAAAUGUCCGCUUCCUCGUGCUAGAGAGCAAAAAGACACUGCUGGUCCCAACACCACGACUCAGGACAGGGCUGUUUAAUAAGAUCACACCACCUCCUGGAGCCACUAAAGACAUACUGAGGAAAUGUGCCACCUCCCAGGGUGUGCGGAACUUCAGCAUCCCUUUGGGCUUGGAUUCCAAUGUUCUCGUGGAUUUAAUUGUGGUGGGAUCUGUUGCUGUGUCUGAGAAAGGCUGGCGAAUUGGGAAGGGAGAAGGCUAUGCGGAUCUCGAAUAUGCCAUGAUGGUGUCUAUGGGAGCUGUCCAUGAGGGGACACCAGUUGUCACCAUUGUCCAUGACUGCCAGGUUGUUGACAUCCCUGAGGCUCUUCUGGAGGACCACGAUCUCACUGUUGACUACAUCAUCACUCCCACCAGGGUCAUUGCUACAGGCUGUGUGCGCCCAAAGCCAACAGGGAUCAUCUGGUCCAAGGUCAGUUGUGAGAUGCUUACGAAAAUCCCAGUACUCAGGAACCUUCGUGAGCGAGAAAAGCGGGCCGGGAAGGAUGUCACUCUUCAAGCUGAGACUGGCAGCCAGCACCUAGCUCCAAGCACUAUCAGGAGACCUUGAGAUAUACCACAGUCACAAACAGGUUCCGUAGGAGGGGCCCAUAGCCCCCUGCAGGGCGUGGACACCCACCUAGCUGCCACUGUGGCUGUGGGAAACCUGCCCUACAGUGCUCGUGUGAGUGAGCUGAAGAGAGCCCUCCAAGAGCUGGGGGCAGUGCCCCUUAGGCUCACCUGGCAGGAGCCACAGCACAGGGCCAUUCUACACUAUGUAGACUCAGCUGCUGCCCGGCAGGCUGCCUCUCUCCUUCAGGGCCUACACCUGGGUGCCAACACCUUGAGGGUGGCACUGGGGCAUCAGAGGGAUAUAUGACCUGGUGAGCAGCUCUCACCAGAAGAGCUGUGUCCUCUCCGUUGAUGGGAUGCCUCUGGCAUGUGACAGUUUGCCAUUGUUGGUGGCCUGCUGCUGUGCUCAGUUCUUCUGGGAAGAGGAUAAACUUUCCUAAUGGGUAGGAAUGGCGCACAUAACACAUCAUGACUCUUGGGAUAAUGUGUGCUCUGACUCAUUCUGACCCAUUCUAGUUCUUGUUCUGCUUGUGAA
Molecule: messenger RNA, 1436 nt
Organism: Cricetulus griseus (Chinese hamster)
Lineage: Eukaryota; Metazoa; Chordata; Mammalia; Rodentia; Cricetidae
Source: RefSeq, a predicted model, not a curated record